Molecule: messenger RNA, 594 nt
Organism: Homalodisca vitripennis (glassy-winged sharpshooter)
Lineage: Eukaryota; Metazoa; Arthropoda; Insecta; Hemiptera; Cicadellidae
Product: protein aveugle-like
Exons: 3
Coding region: 240-554 (104 amino acids)
Biological process (GO): cell surface receptor protein tyrosine kinase signaling pathway
Cellular component (GO): cytoplasmic side of plasma membrane
Molecular function (GO): protein binding
Source: RefSeq, a predicted model, not a curated record
AUCGAUACUAGUAUAAGUAUCGAAAUCGAAGUACUGAAGUAGUAAUAUCGAUGAUAAUUACUAACCCUAUCUAUCUGCUGUCAGUGAGAUUUGUUUAUUGUUAUUAUUCGAUCAUAGUUUUUGUGUAGGUGAUAUAUGUUUGAAAUAAAUGUGAUAUAUUUUAAAAACUAAUGCUCUGUAAAGUAGCGCAAUGUUUUAAAGUGGUGUUGACCUGAACAAAUAAAUAAAUAUUGGCGGUGAUGGUUGAAGAAACAGUGUAUUCCAACAAACCUAAAUCCAGAGCGGCUCGGCCAAGACCUGUCUUCCUGUGGAGUGUGAUUGAUGUACAAAAGUGGUUAAGGAGACAUUGCAGCGAUUACUAUCCUCUUUACGGGGAAAUAUUCCAGCAGCAUGACAUCACAGGCCGAUCGUUAAUAAGGCUCAAUGAAACUACACUUUUUCGCCUCGGAAUCCACAAUCCCGACCAUCGACAGGAAAUAUGGAGGGAAAUAAUUAAACUACGUCUCAAGACUGCAAUUUUGGAAAUAAAAGAUUUAGAACACAGAGAUAUAUAAGUUUGGAUUUCUAAUUAUAUUUAUAUUUUAUAAUGUGUUA